Neoarthrinium moseri is the source of this 1812-nucleotide messenger RNA. RefSeq lists its product as uncharacterized. Lineage: Eukaryota; Fungi; Ascomycota; Sordariomycetes; Amphisphaeriales; Apiosporaceae. Gene Ontology annotation, biological process: transcription by RNA polymerase I. The transcript is spliced from 3 exons. The record is from RefSeq and is a predicted model, not a curated record. The coding region runs from base 1 to 1812 and encodes 603 amino acids.
AUGGCUCCCAAGAGUUCGCUGGGCUCCUUGAGCCAGAUGGCCAGCAGCAUCAAGGCCAAGACGGCUGCCGCUAAGCCUUCGAGCUCGCUCCCUGCCGCAUCCGCCGCCUUGAAGAGCAAGCAGCCCGUCGACGACUCGGACAGCGACACGAGCAGUUCCGACGGCAGCAGCAGUGGCAGCGACAGCGACUCCGAGGACAACCUCGCCGCCGCCAAGAGGAAACUCGACAACCAGAUCGCCGCAAAGAAGCAAGCUGCAACGGCGACCACCAAGGCCAAGGUGAACGGCACCACUGCCAAGGCAUCACCUGCCACUGCGAAAGCGAAAGCCACAGCAGCAACCGCGAAGAAGCUUGCCCAGGAGUCCAGCUCGGAUACAAGCUCUGACUCGGACUCGGACUCGGACUCGGACGACGAGGUCGCGAACCCGGCUCCCAAGAAGGGCGCAGCCACUACGAAGAAGCCCAGCACGGCAGCACCGGCCAGCGACUCGAGCGAUAGCGGUAGUAGCAGCAGCAACAGCAGUGAGAGUGGCAGUGGCAGUGACAGUGACAGCGACAGCGAAUCGGAAGCUGGCGCAAAGGUGAAGCCCGCAACUACAGCACAGACUGUCGCCAAAUCUGCCAAGCCUGCUCUCGAGGCCGAGCAAGUUGCAGAAAGCAGUAGUGAGUCGGAGUCUGAGGACGAAGACACUUCAACUGCCGUUGCUAGAGUCAAUGGCGACUCGGCCAAGGGGAUCUCGCGCCCUGAGUGGCUGGACAAGUCUGACUUUACGCUCCGCAAGGCCUCUUCUGAGAACCCUGGCAAGGAAGUCUCGGACUUUUUGAGCAAGUCGAACCUGGAAGGCAAGCAGGUCUGGUAUUUCACCGCCCCUGCGUCCCUACCUAUCACCGUCAUCAAGGACAUGGAGAUCGAUCUGGCCAAAGCCCAGUCCGGGGGCGCUAUUCUGAACCACAAGGGCGAUAGCUACGGCCUGGACCUCGAGCCCUAUGCUACCAGCACUCAGGUCCAGCUGUUGAUACCCUCCAAGGGCGGAGACAAGUACAGCACUGUGAACCGUGCCAUCGACUCCACCGUCCAUUUGCGCCGUAUGGCUGAAUUCGGCGGUGCCAUCAAGGCCAGCUCUACAGCUACCGACCAGUAUGUGCGCAAGCUGAAGCCGAUCCGAGAGCAGCCAAAGAACCUCAAGGCACGGUUCACACCCAUUGGGGUGCCUUCCCAGAAGCCGGCACCUAUCCAGACAUCUUCGUCAGCUUCGGCAACGAAGAAGACUACCAAGCCCACCCCGGACACAAGCAGCUCGUCUGAGAGUGACUCAGAUGUCGAGAUGACCAAUGCUGCCACCUUGCCCCCCUCAGUUCUGUCCGCCAAGACCAAGGCCUCUACCAAAGCAACUGCUGGCUCGAAGCGGAAGCAGCUCUCCGACGAUGACAGCUCGGAUGACGACACCAGCUCCAGUGACGACAGUGAUUCUGAGAAACCUUCUGCGCCACCCGCCAAGGCACCCAAGUUGGCAGAGAAGUCUACCAAACGCGCCAAGACUGGGUCUUCAUCCAGGACCAAGGCCAAGGACACAGCAACCCCCAGCUCACAGGUAAAGAAGCCGACCCCUGUACCACCUCCUACCGUUGGUCGAUCAGUGUCGGACCUUCCGGCAGCCAAGGGCACUCCGUCAAAAGAACCCGAUUCCUCAAGUGGCAAAAGGAACGAGAAGAAGACCAAAAACGCUGACACCACCAUCAAGGCCGACAAGAAAAUGUCCAAGACGCCCAUUCCUCUCCCAAAACUUCCAUCGAUGAGUUCCGGCAGCUAG